Molecule: messenger RNA, 585 nt
Organism: Rotaria socialis
Lineage: Eukaryota; Metazoa; Rotifera; Eurotatoria; Philodinida; Philodinidae
Source: the annotation of a GenBank genome assembly
AUGAGCAACCAAAACUUGUCAGUAUCGUCCGCAAACGGGCCAACACCUACCACCACCAUGAGUAGUGCAAGUGUUCCUUCCCAACAUAUUCAGCGGAUUCUACAAAAUUUCGUUUUGGUUUGGCUUGACCCCAAUCUCGAUGAGUCGCAUGAGGAUUUCAAAAACUCAGUAAAACACCUACAAAAUAUUGUAGUCUCGAUUACAACAUUCACAGAUGCUGAACAAUGCAUUGAUUUCGUCAGUGAUAUACAAGAUGAAAAAGUAUUCAUGAUUGUAUCUGGCUCACUUGGACGACACUUAACAUCUAAUAUCGGAAUUCAUACUUGGUCACAGUUACAUUCCAUUUAUGUUCUCGAUGACAAUCCAUCCACUUAUGAACAAUGGGCUCAAACUACAGCAAAGAUCAAAGGUGUAUACACACAAAUUGGAACGAUUUUUGAAGCAUUAAAAGUCGAUCUUGGGCAUUGUGAACGUUCCAUGAUAUCAAUCAGUUAUGAUGGCAUUGAUCCCUUAUUUAUGUACACUCAACUGUUUAAAGAAGCACUUUUGGAAAUUGAGGACGACGAUACACAAUCGAUUAAAUAA